This is a messenger RNA of Laetiporus sulphureus 93-53, 1209 nucleotides long. RefSeq lists its product as uncharacterized. Bases 1 to 1209 code for a protein of 402 amino acids. The record is from RefSeq and is a predicted model, not a curated record. The transcript is spliced from 2 exons. Lineage: Eukaryota; Fungi; Basidiomycota; Agaricomycetes; Polyporales; Laetiporaceae.
AUGGAUGAUAUUCUGCAUACAAACGUUGAGUCAGCACACGAUGGAAGCACCCCACGCGCCUCGCAGCGCAAUUCACCAGAACCUGCACUAGGACCGCAGGAUUCUGCAUCGCAAGUUGGAGGACCAGCAUCCCCAACCCCAUCACUCUUACCCGCCUAUGUUCCCCCCAUCUGGGAAUUCGACGGACACCAGUUCGAGCAUCUAGAAGAUGCGCUCAGACAGUCCGCUCCCGGAGAAGUCCCGGAUCACAUCCGCAAAUGGGUUAUUGUGGCGAUGAAGCUCACGGUCAGUACCGAAGUCGCCAAGGUCUACAAUGUGCUCAGAAACAAAAUGUACGAGCACAAGAAAGCCUUCGAGUCGCUGAUCCAAAACAACAAGAGCGAACACCGACUCAAGGAGGGAAUGCUUCAGACGGAGAUUGGGAAGCUCAAGGAUAGGAUCCUUGCGCAAGAUGUGCAUAUGACAGUUUUGAACAACGAGCUCACGGGAACCCAGGCGGCAAUGCUCGACACAGGCAAAGAAAUGAUGGAAAUCAAGGCAGCUAACAUUAAGCUGCGGCACGAGCUAGCUUCGCUCAAAGCAAGCGCGGCUCUGGAGGACUGGCUCCAACAACUCGGUAUAUGGAUGCGGUGGAACGAGAUCAACGACGAUGAACACAAGAUUACCACGGCCUUACUGCACUUGGAAGGUGGCGCGUUCACAUACAUGUCCGAAUAUGCGACCAAAGCAGCAGCACGGCAGGCACUUGGCACAUGGGAAGACUUCGUCAACAUUCUCAAAGUGAACUACAGGACCCUCGACCUGGAUAAGGAUGCGCAGCAGCAUUUGAAGGAUAUCUGCAGUAAGACAUAUCCCACAAUGGUAUCUUUCACAGAACAGUUCCAGCAAUGGGCCACUAAGACCAACUUAGGGCACACUGCACUCAUCGGUUACAUCGCUGAACACCGAAGCAAGGACGUACGCCAGGCAAUGGUCACACGAGACAGCCUAGGAAUUUCCGACCCCAUCACAUGGCCGGAAUACCUCGACCUGUGCCUUCAACUGGGGUCCAAGUUCAGAGCCGACAAAGCAGGACAACGUGGAACGGUUACAACAUCAUCAUCAUCGGCACCAUGGGCCCUGAAAGACCCCAAUGCAAUGGUCGUGGAUCGAGUAUCCACCCUCACUAAGGAACAAGAAGGAUGGCUGGAGAAGAAGCUGUGUGUAUGA